AUGGCCCCCGAGCGGCCGCGGCACAAGCUACGCCUCUUCCUCCUCGCCGCCCUCGCGUGCUCGCUGCGCGCAGGCGCCGCCGCGGCGAACACGUCCACGUCCACCCUGGCCAUCCGGCACAAGCCGGCGUCGAAGCCGAGGCACGGCAGCACGAGGCAGCACCGGCCGGGUCCGCGGGGGAGCCACGCCGGCAGCGGCAUGGCGUCGUGCAACAUGUUCCAGGGCAGCUGGGUGUACGACGAGGCGAUGCCCAUGUACGACGCGGCGGGCUGCCCCUUCGUGGAGCCGGAGUUCGACUGCCAGAAGUACGGCCGCCCCGACAAGCUCUACCUCAAGUACCGGUGGCGCCCCGCCUCCUGCGAGCUUCCGAGGUUCGACGGGCGGGACUUGCUGAGCAGAUGGAAGGGGAAGAAGGUACUGUUCGUGGGGGACUCCAUCAGCCUGAACCAAUGGGAGUCGCUGGUGUGCAUGCUGCACGCGGCCGCGCCGGCCUCCAGGACCAGCUACAGCAGGGGCAACCCCGUCUCCACCGUCACGUUCCAGGACUACGGGCUGUCGGUGGCGUACUACCGGAGCACCUACCUGGUGGACAUCGUCGACGAGUCCAUCGGCCGGGUGCUGAAGCUCGACUCCAUCUCCGGCGACGCGUGGCUCGGCGCCGACAUGCUCGUCUUCAACACUUGGCACUGGUGGACCCACACCGGCAAGGACCAACCAUGGGACUAUGUGCAAGACGGGGCUCACGUCAUGAAAGACAUGGACCGGCUCACGGCCUUCUCCAAGGGGAUGUCCACAUGGGCCAGAUGGGUGGACUCGAACGUGGACACCUCCAAGACCAAGGUCUACUUCCAGGGCAUCUCUCCGACACACUUCAAUGGAGCUCAGUGGGGGGAGAGCUCCAGCAGCUGCGCACACCAGACGCAGCCGAUCGCGGGGUCGACGUACCCGGGCGGGCCGCUUCCGGCGCAGGGCGCGGUGCGGAACGCGUUGAACGGCAUGUCGAAGCCGGUGUUCCUGCUGGACAUCACGCUGCUGUCGCAGCUGAGGAGGGACGCGCACCCGUCGGCAUACAGCGGCGGCCACCCGGGCAACGACUGCAGCCACUGGUGCCUUGCCGGCCUACCCGACACCUGGAACCAGAUCCUCUACGCCUCGCUCCUUGCAUAG
This is a messenger RNA of Triticum turgidum subsp. durum (durum wheat), 1167 nucleotides long. NCBI's taxonomy places the organism in Eukaryota, Viridiplantae, Streptophyta, Magnoliopsida, Poales, Poaceae. The record is from the annotation of a GenBank genome assembly.